UCGGUAAAAUACCCUGAAGAGGGACGUCGAGGAUGUUCAGUUCCCUGAGACUGACCACCAUGCGUUCGCACAAGAAUCGUGCCAGACCUGGAAGCGUAGCUACGUCAGCUAGUUCCGACUCGGCCAGAGCAGACGACAUUACAACUCAGUCUUACCAUCCGCAUAGUUUCUUGUUGCUCGAUGAUCAGGAUAGCCCUGUGUCGACUCCGUCCAGCGUGUCCUCGAAGGUUGCCCAGGUUAGAGUGGAACGCGAGGGGGGCAGUCUAGGAGUGACCCUCAGGGGAGGCGUUUCGAGAGCCCUGGUCGUCACCGGAGUGAAAGCUGACGGACCUGCGGCGAAAGAGGGAAGAGUCAGGCCUGGAGACAGGUUACUAGCUGUGGAUGAUACUGAGUUGAGAGGGCUGACCUUGGCAGAGGCCCAGAGGGCACUCAGGAGGAGCUCGGACGCUCCGGUUGCUUCCUUGACCAUAGAGUACGACGUUGCUAACAUGGAGGAGGCGAGGGCUGCCACCUCUGGUCCGCUUUUGGUGCAGCUUGAACGAGGCCUCUCAGGUGAGUUAGGUUUGACAGUCAGGGAGACAGCAACCGGGGUGUACAUUGAGAGCCUCCGACCAGCCAGCACAGCAGACCGUUGUGGAGCUCUGCAGCCAGGAGACAAGCUGCUAGCAGUGGACGAGACACCUGUCCAGGACGCUGUGACUGCAGCCAAAUUGCUCAGGAACAACUUUGACAAUUCUCGUAUAGCCAGGCUGCAGAUCCUACCAAGGCCCCCCAGCACUUCUCAGAGGACGGUGAAGAGGAGGGCACAACCUCAGGCACAGCAGAGCUCCAGUCAAACCCUGCAGACCAAGGAGAGCUUGACCAUAGUACUGAGACCUGAUCACAAAGGGUUCGGUCUGGCUCUGAAGCCUGCAGAGGAUCGCUUGAACUAUGUGGUCAGUUUGCUGGAGGCUGGUGGUCCUGCAGAGCGUAGUGGAGUCAUUUUGCCUGGUGAUAAGGUGCUCGCUGUAAACCGUAGAAUGCUGAGGGACCUGCAGCCAGCAGAGGUCACUAGCAUCUUAGAAACUUCCCAAGUGAUUGAACUGGUAACAGAGUACAAGGUCGGUGGACCAGUUGUGCCCAGUUCAGGAGUGUUUACUGUGAGAGUGGCAAGACCUGUAGGUGGUCAGCCAGACGUUGGCCUAACCGUGAACGAGGAUUUGAUUAUCACCGAGGUUAGGAAAGGGUCGUUGGCUUACAGGACUGGCAGCCUCGCGCCUAGGGACAGACUGUUAGCAAUAGACGGGCAAAAACUGGAUCCCGGCGACCUCAGGCAAGCGGCGCAGCUGUUGCAUCGACCUGGCAGCUCGGUCGUUGCUUUGACUGUCAGGAAACCGGAUCCUACCUCGGAAACUAGAGAAUAUUGCAGGGACUCUAGCAUAGGAAGCGACACAGUGCAACAGUACCCUCCAGGAAUUCUACGUCCAGCAAGGGAGAGUUUGCCAAGCGUAGACAGCGCAGUGGACUCUUGGGGUGAAUUAGGAGAUAACAGUGGAACGGGCCCAGAAAUUCUGAGACUUUGGGACACGGCUUCUGUGGAUAGCGGUCAACUGGAUCUACCCAUGCCUCCUUUUCCUGGGCCACAAGAGUGCAGUAAUUCGGAUAGACCUCAGCAGAUCGUCCACGUGUCGCUGCACAAGGAUCCAGUCUACGAGGACUUUGGGUUCUCGGUGUCGGAUGGAUUAUACGAGCGUGGGGUAUACAUAAACCGUCUACGACCAGGAGGUCCAUGCGACGGUAUACUAAGACCAUACGACAGGAUCCUUCGGGUGAACGAUGCCAGCACAGAGGACUGCGAUUGCUGUUUGGCCGUUCCCCUGAUCGCUGCUGCUGGUCCACGCUUAGACCUGACGGUAGCUAGACCAAUGUCCCCUCCGAACAUCAUAAAAACUCUGUAGGGAGAGGUGAUGAAAAAUGACAGAGAAUAUAUUGGUGUCGAGUCGACCGGUGAACAUAUCUGGUAUAUUUUUGUACACACCUGUAUUUUAUUUAUAAAAAUAAAUGUAUAGAUUGCUUUUAGCUAAAA
This is a messenger RNA of Osmia lignaria (orchard mason bee), 2065 nucleotides long. It is a transcript of the gene Grip, whose product is annotated as Glutamate receptor interacting protein. Gene Ontology annotation, molecular function: protein binding. Gene Ontology annotation, biological process: neurotransmitter receptor transport, endosome to postsynaptic membrane. The record is from RefSeq and is a predicted model, not a curated record. Lineage: Eukaryota; Metazoa; Arthropoda; Insecta; Hymenoptera; Megachilidae.